Ornithorhynchus anatinus (platypus) is the source of this 3016-nucleotide messenger RNA. It is a transcript of the gene CIRBP, whose product is annotated as cold inducible RNA binding protein. Gene Ontology annotation, cellular component: spliceosomal complex. NCBI's taxonomy places the organism in Eukaryota, Metazoa, Chordata, Mammalia, Monotremata, Ornithorhynchidae. The coding region runs from base 110 to 628 and encodes 172 amino acids. The record is from RefSeq and is a predicted model, not a curated record. Gene Ontology annotation, molecular function: RNA binding. The transcript has 8 exons. Gene Ontology annotation, biological process: positive regulation of mRNA splicing, via spliceosome.
AACGUCGGGUGCCGCGGCGCGCCUUUCAUUCCGCGAUCAGACGAUAGAAGUCGCGCUUUCCUGCCUCUUCUCUUCCCGUCGCUGCGGACCUAACGCGCCAUCGGUUACAAUGGCAUCAGAUGAAGGAAAGCUCUUCGUGGGUGGCCUGAGUUUUGAUACCAACGAGCAGUCCCUGGAGCAAGUGUUCUCCAAAUAUGGACAAAUUUCCGAAGUUGUGGUGGUGAAAGACCGGGAGACCCAGAGGUCCAGAGGAUUUGGUUUUGUUACAUUUGAGAACAUUGACGACGCGAAAGACGCGAUGAUGGCCAUGAAUGGAAAGUCCGUGGACGGGCGUCAAAUAAGAGUUGACCAGGCAGGCAAAUCGUCAGAAAACCGGUCCCGUGGCUACCGCGGUGGAUCGUCUGGUGGCCGAGGGUUUUUCCGUGGCGGCAGGGGCCGGGGGCGUGGCUUCUCCAGAGGUGGCGGAGACCGAGGGUACGGGGGAAGCAGAUUUGAGUCUCGAAGCGGGGGCUAUGGUGGUUCCAGAGACUACUACAGCAGCAGCCGGAGUCAAGGAAGCUAUGGGGACAGAUCCUCCGGGGGCUCCUACAGAGACAGCUAUGACAGUUAUGCUACACACAACGAGUAAAAAUCCUUCCUGACUCAAGAUCGUCCCUCCAAUGGCUGUAUUUAUAAAGAUUUUGGGAGCUUCGCUGAAUCGUUAUUGUGUAGUACAUCUACUUGGAUUUUCACUUUUGUAGCAUUCUCAGUUCUGGUCUUGUCAAACACAGCCUGACAGCUUCUGAUUGAAACAAGAUGGCCUAAUUAGACUUUUCCUUAACAAACGCUCUUCUGUCUGUUCUCGAGUGUUUAAGCUGUUCUGAAAGCACUUUGGACUUUAAAAAAAAAAAAAAAAUUCUCUUCUUUUUUUUUUUCCUUUUUUUGGGGGGUCAUGAGCCCAAGGUGUGGUUUUUGGGGUUUUCUUUUUUCUUUUUCUUUUUUCUUUUGCUUUUUCUGAUUUUUUUUUUUUUAAAAAAAAAAAAAACAAACAACAACACAAACUUGGGAUUGGGCCCUAGUAGUUUUCUUGGAUAGUGAGAGAGAGGAGAGGGCCUUGAAUCCAAUGUUCAUUGGAAACUAAGCUGUGGCAGAUUUUUUUUUUUUUAAAACCAUCAGCUUUUGUAACGUUCCUUUAGUGUGACCCUGGGGUACGAGGAGAGGCAGACCACCUUGAUCUAUCUAAAGAGAAACUGCUUGUGUAUGUUCAAUCUGCAUAAAGGUAUUUUUACUGUAUGAUGUAAAUUACCCAGAUAGGAGUCUUGCAAACUUUCCAUAGAAGAGGUUCUUGAAAUUGUUUAUUUAUAUUGUCCUUUUUUUACUGGAAGACGUAUGCAUAUUCCAUUGAUGUUGUAUUUGAAGUGGUUAAGGAAUUCUUGUACACAGUUUCUUUGGCUUUACGAAGCCGAUUAAAAGACAGUCUGAAAUGAACUUUGCUCCUGACAUUUACGUUUCCUUGCACGACACAAUCCUUGAUGGAUAUCUGCACUUCUGAGUAACGGAGCGGACUGCAGAGCAGAGAGCAGAGCCAGUCAGGCUGGUGACCGGCAGCGAGAGAUGCCAAAGAAAUUAUAAUCUUAACACCAGCCUUGGCAUGUGGAGACUCUCGAAGCAUAAUGUCACACAAAAGUAGCCUGCCAAACUGUUGUCUAGUGGCUAGACAAACAGAAUGGGCUAACGAGAGUUGUAACUCUGCUUGGGAUGCAUUUUAUCAGAUGGAAGUCAUUUGGCCAAGUGUAGCCAGUAAACUGUUCAUAUCAAGACAUGGAAAACUUUCCUAGUCAGGACUCAAAGUCUUGUGAUAACUGGAAAAGCAGUGUUUCCAGGGAGAUUUAAAAGAAAAAAAAGCCAUUUGCCUUAAUUAGCUAGCUUUGUCGUUGCCUUACAAGUUCUAAGAAUUCUCUGCUAGCAUAUGGAAACUGCAGUGCCCUUGGAGAACAGAAGUGUUGUGUGCCUCCAGAGAAACCUCUGAGACGAAAGCUGCUCUCUUGGCUAGUUCAUAUGUGGAAAUAGUCCUGUAUUUCGAGGUAACUCCUUUUGCUCAUGUCCGCAUCUUUCCUCCUGUCGAGAGCUCAUUUGAAAGUCUGAUGUGCCUGUGAAAUGUUCCUUUGACUCUUUUAGUCCAACUACGAGUUUAAAAUCGCACCUAUCGGCAUCCUUGACUUGUAGCGCAAACUCAGUUCCUUUGAGUCCGAGCCGGGCAAACAAUGUCUUGCUACUCGGUACGUAAGCGAGAUUGGAAAUCGAAUUUCCCGCCUCGGGGAUUUUCUGUUCAUCUAUUGAGACUCUUCCUAGACAUCAUUUUGACUCGCUCACUUAAGUGUAGUUUUCUCCGCCAUCCUACCUGUUGCCACUUUUUUUUUCCCCACCCCACCCCGGUCCACACAGCCCCUAAACAGCCAUGUCAAAAGUGGCUAACUGUCUCUGCUUAAGGAUCCAAUGUUAUAUUGGCUGGAAUAUCCAAAGGCGCCAGCUGGCCUUGAAGCAGUUUGCCCCCAGCCGCGCUUCUGUGAUGUGAUGGGUUCAGUGACUGACUGGCUGGCUUGCGAAACCCUCGUAAACGGUGUGAAUUGUCUUUGGGGGAGGCAGGGAGGGACUGUGAAAAUCCUUGUGCGGACCUGGUUCUUAACACGCUUUUGCUUUUGACAGGUUGAAGGGGCCAAGUGAUAGCUGACGUGGGCAGCGGAGGCCUGGGUGAAAGCGGAUCCUCGGGGACACGAGUUAAGUGGGGGCCCUGCUCCCGGCGCUCCCUGACCAGGGAGCCUGGGAAACUUGGGAGAGACCGGAUCCUUCGGAUGUCGGAUCCCGAUGGCUUGAAUUAUUAACUUGAAAUACGACGCGGCUGACCGAAAACUCGGCUGUGGAACAAUCACCAGUAACUGGGACUUGAUUGCUGGAUGUCUGAUGUCGUUAUGGGAAAUAAAUUAAGAACUCUGAAGUUGAAAACUUUAGGGCAGAAUAAAUAGUGGAAUAUGAAAAA